Molecule: messenger RNA, 1977 nt
Organism: Spirometra erinaceieuropaei
Lineage: Eukaryota; Metazoa; Platyhelminthes; Cestoda; Diphyllobothriidea; Diphyllobothriidae
Source: the annotation of a GenBank genome assembly
AUGGUAUGCACCUCCCGGAAACAGGAACAGAAACGUCAGAAAAUGCGAACGUACCCCGACACUACCUUCGUGGAGCCAACGAAAGCCUUCGACACGGUGAGUAAUGGUAAACUCUGGAAAAUUAUGUAGGACGCCGGCUGUCCUAAGUGAUUCACCCACAUAAUGUGCCGGCUUCACAACGGCAUGAUGGUGCGCGUCACGGACAACGGGGCAGUCGCAGAAGCAUUCGCAGUGACUAAUGGAGUGAAGCAAGGCUGCCUACUCGCUCCUACAGUCCUCGGCAACAUGUUCACUAUCAUGCUGUUGGAAGUCUACUGUACUGGACGCCUGUGAUCAGUAUCGCCUGCCGAUCCGACGGCCGACUUCUCGGCACUCUGCGAAUGUGAGCAUCACGUGGGCUUCAACAACCGCUGUACAUGAACUCCUCUUGUAAGUACGACUGUGCACUCGGUGUACCAAUGGAGGCAGCCGUGCAAAGCAGAAUGGAUCAUUUCGCGUGCGACUGUGCUAAAGUAGGGAUGAACAUCAAAACAUAUAAAAUGAUGGUCAUUCGCCACCCCGGGUCUUUGGCCGGCUACAAGCCUUCAUGUGGAAUCGCCAUGGUAUCUACCUUAACACCAAGCCGAAGAUGCACGUAGGUGUCAUCAUGACAAGGCUGGCGUAUGUGACGGAGACCUGGACAGUCCGCGAGAAUCAAACAGCGAAACUCAAUCACUCCCACCCCAGCUGCUUCCAAAGAAUACUGAAGUUAGGAGGGAAAGACAGGAUUCCAGACACAGAAGUUCUUGAAAGAACCGGAGUCUUAAGCAACCAAGCCCUGCCAAAGCAAAUUCAGCUGCAUUGGAGCAGCCAACCAGUUGGGAUGGAUGACGAGUAACUACCCAAUCGACUCUUCUGCGCCGUUGUCGGGCAAAAAGUACACUACAAGAGAAUCCUGAAGAACUCUCUCAAGCACUAAUAAAUCACCCAGGAGACCUGUACAGACUUCGCCCAGGAUCGAACGGUAUGGGGAUGAGCUGUGAAAACAGGAGCAGCAAUCUACGGGGUCAACCAUCGCCAACACCCGACUAAUUCCAACAUGCCCGCGGCACCAGCAAAUUUUUCGUUCACGGAUCGGCCACGUCGGGUGACUCCAGACUCAAUGCAUAAACAAUCCGACAACUUCUCCUGCUGCUUCUGCAAACGCCCUAUCGUCGCUCUCGCACCAGCCACCAUCGCACCCACGACAGUAACCACCACGAUCGCCACCGGUGAUCACACUCCUGAUGCCCCGACGCCUCAGACGACGUCGUCGAUUCCCACCACUUCUGUCACCCGUCUCAGAACACCCGCGACGAAGACGACCUCGACAACCACCUCUCCAACCCGCACAAUCAGCGAGGACACUCCCAACGUCCCUCAACCACUACCGUCACCACCACCGACCCCACCUCCAGCAAUGUAGUCUCUACCCCAGCCUCUCCUCAUAGCAACCACACCGUCUCACGCAUCGGACUAGUUGGUCAUUUGAGAAGUUAUCGCACUGAGACCAGCGCACCUGUGCCAGGAACCCCGGCACACGCUCACCGUAUCUCCCUCCACCGUCCGCACCACCUACGCACAUCUAGUCACCCCAUGGACCUACUCGACCACAUGCGCAUUCGCGACAGCGGAAUUCACAGCAAUAUCAACACGCCAAGAACACCCGACAACUCUCCCAUCCCCAGUACUAUUAACUCCUCCUCCAACAUCGCGGCGGCCACUAGCGGCAUAACCAGCGCAACGAACUCAGCGGCUCCUAACCUAUCCUGCCCACAUUGCCGCCGCACACGCACACCAAGCAUCGGUCUGACCAGUCACUUGGAAUCCAUCGCACAAAGAUUGGCGUCCCUGUACCUGGAGCACCAACAUAACCCACCGCACCCGCAUCAAAUGCCCACACUGCCCAAACACAUUCAGUCACCGCAUGGGUCUACUCGGUCAAGUGAGCAUCUAUGA